CAAAAAGAAAACACCAAAAAACACAGAAAAAUUAACAAAGCACAAAAAAGCACAAUGCGUUGUUGUCGUGAGAGGAAGAUUAUAGUAUGGAGCUUGUGUUUAAUAUUUUAUCUUUCUUACUCAAUACUUGUUUGCGUUUCUUCUCGUGCUACGCACCAGUGCCGUCAAGACCAGAGGGAUGCUCUUUUGGAGUUCAAGAGCGAGUUCCAUCUUAGUGGGAUGGCUGCUAAUGAGAAGACAAGGUGGAUGAACAACACUGAUUGCUGUUCUUGGAAUGGUAUCUCUUGUGAUCCUAAGACGGGCAAUGUUGUUGAGUUAAAUCUCUUGGGCAGUUAUCUCAAUGGCCCUUUAAGAUCUAGUAGUGGUCUGUUUAGACUAGAACAUCUUCAGAGCCUCGAUCUUAGCACCAAUGAUCUUUCCGGUAUUCUACCUGAUUCUAUUGGCAACCUCAGAAACUUGAGGGUUUUGAGACUUUUUGGAUGCAAUUUCUUUGGAAAGAUUCCUUCUUCGCUUGGGAAUCUUUCUCACCUCACUCAUCUUGAUCUUGAUGGUAAUGACUUCACCGAUGAACUACCAGAUUCGAUAGGCAACCUAAAGAAACUAACAAAGUUGAUAAUUUCAUCGAGCAAGCUCAGUGGGAAGUUUCCUCAUGUGAUACUCAAUUUGAGCGCGCUCACUACGAUCAACCUUAAUUCCAACCAGCUCGAAGAUCAGCUCAACUCUCCAUCUUCCCUCACCCAUUGUAUCAUUGGCUCUAGCAGGCUGCAAUAUUUCUGA
This is a messenger RNA of Eruca vesicaria subsp. sativa (arugula), 777 nucleotides long. NCBI's taxonomy places the organism in Eukaryota, Viridiplantae, Streptophyta, Magnoliopsida, Brassicales, Brassicaceae. The record is from the annotation of a GenBank genome assembly.